Cladophialophora yegresii CBS 114405 is the source of this 669-nucleotide messenger RNA. RefSeq lists its product as uncharacterized. Lineage: Eukaryota; Fungi; Ascomycota; Eurotiomycetes; Chaetothyriales; Herpotrichiellaceae. Bases 1 to 669 code for a protein of 222 amino acids. The transcript has a single exon. The record is from RefSeq and is a predicted model, not a curated record.
AUGACGUUCUGGCAACAAAGACGAAUCCUAGUAACCAAAGGAUGGGGACCUUGCAAGCGCACUCAUUUGGUGCCCGUCAAUGAGCAUUAUUCAGUCCCAGGUCUCGACGGCAUGACUCGAACAUGGGAUUGGAGAGUUGGGAUCGAUCCUGGGGCAUUUGCUCCAACAGGAGGCUUUUACAUGUCCGGCAACAUGGCUUAUGGCGGCUUCUUGGAGAGAGGACCAGGCGGGCCUGUAGUGGUUGUGCAAGAUAGGGACCGUCGCAAUGGGUUAAGCAACCGGGCACUCAACGGGCUGCUAGAUGACAUCAUGGCUCGAGAUCCAGAUGACGACCGUCGAGCAGCAUCUGAACGUCGGGACGACGAGUUCAGAGCCAGAUGGCUGGCCCUGCACAACGAAGCCAAUGCCUGUCGUGACAAAUUUGGUGGCCAUAUCGAGACAUAUGAGACAAGGACAAGAGACCCAAUCAGCGACAGCAGGCUCACAGGUCUGCGCGCUGAGGCAGCCACGUAUGCUGAACGGGGAAAGCAACGAGCUGAAGAACAAGCCAGAAGGGACAGGGAGAGACUCUGGGAGUUGCGCGAUGCAGACCUGGGCCGAGAAGCGCGCGAAGACCUGGAGGACUACGGAUUCGUGCGCGUGGCACCUCUUCGAAGGACGAGGUGGUGA